AUGAAGUGUUUGUGUUUGAUCGCGUUUCUAGCAAUUGUGAUCACACAAAGCUAUAACGAUCUAGGAGUAGAAGCAGCGUCGAGUGAUGGUUUCGUGAGUAGGAAGGGCGUCCAGUUUAUUCUCAACGGGAAACCAUUUUACGCCAAUGGAUUCAAUGCCUACUGGCUCACGUACGAAGCCACCGACCCGGCCACAAGGUUUAAAAUCACCUACGCCCUUCAAAACGCGACCAGUCACGGUCUGACCGUCGCACGUACUUGGGGUUUUCGAGAUGGCGGUUACCGUGCUCUCCAAACCGCCCCUGGUUCCUACGAUGAACUAACGUUUAAGGGUUUGGAUUUUGCGAUAGCCGAAGCAAAAAGACUGGGUAUAAAAAUGAUAAUCACCUUUAUCAAUAACUAUUCUGACUUCGGAGGAAGGAAACAAUACGUGGAUUGGGCUAAAAGUCGAGGCCAAGCCGUGAAUUCAGAAGAUGAUUUCUACACAAACCCUCUUGUUAAACAGUUCUACAAGAACCAUAUCAAGACUAUGGUGAACAGAGUGAAUACAUUCACCAAAAUUGCAUACAAAGAUGAACCAGCCAUUAUGGCUUGGGAGCUCAUGAACGAGCCACAAUGCAAAGCAGAUCCAAGUGGAAAAACCCUAACGGCUUGGAUUGGUGAAAUGGCUACUUACGUAAAAUCACUUGAUUCAAAACAUCUCCUUACUACUGGUCUUGAAGGCUUUUAUGGUGACUCAUCUCCUCAAAGAAAGACCUCUUUAAAUCCGGUUGCAGCCAACGUUCUUGGAACCGAUUUCAUCGCUAAUCACAAAUUUGACGCCAUUGAUUUCGCAUCGAUACACUCUUACCCUGACUUAUGGUUUCCAAACCUAAAUGAGACAUCUCGAUUGGACUUUUUAAGAAAAUGGCUUGAAGGCCACAUGGAAGAUGCUCAAAACAUUCUUAAAAAGCCUCUAAUCCUAGGAGAAUUCGGGAAACCAUCGAAUACACCAGGCUAUACUCUAGCUAAGAGGGAUGCCGUUUUCAGUGCAACGUUCGACACCAUUUACGCGUCUGCGAAAAAAGGCGGUCCAAUCGCAGGAGCAUUGUUUUGGCACCUUAUUAACGAUGGUAUGAACAAUUUUAAAGAUGCCCUCUCCAUUGUACUUAGUGACCACACCUCGACGGUUAAGAUUAUUGGUCAUCAGUCACGAAAGUUGGGUUUGAUUGGUGGAAAGGGAAAAUCAAGAAUUAAAAUUUAG
Eruca vesicaria subsp. sativa (arugula) is the source of this 1242-nucleotide messenger RNA. The record is from the annotation of a GenBank genome assembly. Lineage: Eukaryota; Viridiplantae; Streptophyta; Magnoliopsida; Brassicales; Brassicaceae.